Molecule: messenger RNA, 279 nt
Organism: Heterobilharzia americana
Lineage: Eukaryota; Metazoa; Platyhelminthes; Trematoda; Strigeidida; Schistosomatidae
Source: the annotation of a GenBank genome assembly
AUGUGUACAUGUUUGGUUAAAUGCACUUAUGGUGGUGAAUUAUUGAGUCUCUAUGCCUAUAAUUACAGAUUGGCUGACGCAGAAAGCUUUCCAUUAACACAGGCUGAAAGAUCAUUUGAUUUAUUAAAAUAUACAAUGCAUGGUAAAAUAUCUAAUCCGUCAACUUCCAUCCAAGGUUUAGUUUGUGGAGUCUUUGAAGAUUAUAUCAGUCUGUCAACCGAGUUUAUGAAUACAAGUCAUCAGAAUUUUGAAAUUCUACAUCAGGUUUUAUUGAAAUAA